Molecule: messenger RNA, 446 nt
Organism: Nezara viridula (southern green stink bug)
Lineage: Eukaryota; Metazoa; Arthropoda; Insecta; Hemiptera; Pentatomidae
Source: the annotation of a GenBank genome assembly
GAUAGAACUACAUGGAUUAAAUUUCAAUUUAAAUCGAUCUAACUGUGAUGAUGCUAUGGAGAGCUUAUUUAUAUUUACUAAGAACUCAAAUUCAGAAAGACAUAUAUAAUCAAUAUGUGAUUAAAGUUCAGAAUUCUAAAACUUUCACUUUUUAUCCUCAUUUAACUUCAGUAAAUUAUAUUGAUGACAAAAGCUCAUUGAAGCUGAUCAGAUGGGUAAUUAAAAUUAGAGUUGAUAUUUGAACUUAAAUUAUAAACACUUCCAGUAAACAAAUAAUAAUUGUAGCAUGUGUAAUACAAACGAAACAGAAGAUCUCUAUCGCUUCCUGGCUGCUUGUCCGAUAUUCUAUGUAUUUAGAAUUAAAUGGUUAAAGUAUAGAAAUUCAUCUCGGUAUCAAGUAAUUGAUUUAUUAAAUGGAAACAAUUGGCAGAGAAUUUAACAAUUUA